Molecule: messenger RNA, 411 nt
Organism: Macadamia integrifolia
Lineage: Eukaryota; Viridiplantae; Streptophyta; Magnoliopsida; Proteales; Proteaceae
Product: L-type lectin-domain containing receptor kinase V.9-like
Exons: 1
Coding region: 1-411 (136 amino acids)
Molecular function (GO): carbohydrate binding
Source: RefSeq, a predicted model, not a curated record
AUGGUUUUCAAGGACUUAAAAUCUACAGACAAUGGCCUUAAAAUAGCAAACGCCACUGCAGUGCCACAGAUGGGUCAUGCCUUCUACCCCCAUCCGAUUCACUUGAGGAAUUCCUCCACUGGUACUGCUCUCUCCUUCUCCACUACUUUUGUAUUUGCCAUAUUUUCUGAGUUCACAACAAUAGGUGGGAUUGGUAUCAUGUUUGUGAUUGCACCCUCACCAAAGUUCCCCGGAGCUUUGGCCGGCAGUCGUUUUGGCCUCUUCAACAUGACCAACCUUGGCUUAUCAUCCAACCAUUUGAUCGGAGUAGAAUUGGAUACCAUCCAAAACGAGGUGUUUAAUGAUAUCGAUAGGGGUACAAUUCUUGAUAUUGUGGAUCCUGUAAGAUCAAAUACCAAGAAACACGAAUAA